Pieris rapae (cabbage white) is the source of this 8281-nucleotide messenger RNA. Its product is annotated as mucin-2. Lineage: Eukaryota; Metazoa; Arthropoda; Insecta; Lepidoptera; Pieridae. The coding region runs from base 710 to 8200 and encodes 2496 amino acids. Gene Ontology annotation, cellular component: extracellular region. The transcript has 21 exons. Gene Ontology annotation, molecular function: chitin binding. The record is from RefSeq and is a predicted model, not a curated record.
CACUGUGAGCUGAAGUCGACCUUUAGAGAGGAUAAUGACACCCAUAAGUCAACUCAGAAGUCAGAAAUAGACACAGGCUGAUCAAAAUCGGUCUGAACAACAGAGCGAGAAAGAGCGGAAGAUACACUGGACCAUUUAAACUUAUUUAUUCAUUCCGUGGUCCUUGUAUUUAUCCAUGCAUGUGGUAGAGAGUCUAUUCAGUAGACAUAGUCCAGGGGAUAAGAAUGUGAAACAACAUCAGUUGUUAAUUCGUUGUUAGUCGAAUAGAAGCUCUGUAACUUGCAAUAGUGAUACCAGUCGCAAUAAUUUUGCGGUUCAGUACUCCCACGAUAUUCUUUUUUGGCAAAGUUUACACUUCAGUGUGACCAGUCCUGACAUAUCAGUUCUGAGGGAUUUUAAUAGUUUUAUGAGUUGAUGAGUUAUGGAACGUUAUGUGCACUUUUCUCACGUCUUUGUCACGUGAAACUUUCUGGACUGCCUGCAUAAUUAUUGACGCCACAGAAAUGUUCAGUGUAGGCCUGGUGCCUUCAGCGUGUGACUAUCAUUCUUGAGGUCGUGGCACCCCAACCGAGUGGGACUAUGUGGGCAUUUAACACUGGCUCGUACGAAGGAAGUCUGUUAUAGAUCCAAAAAGUAGACGGCGUGUGUCACCUGUAGACGAAUGCGAAAGAUUUGAAUGUUGUUGCGCCAAAGACAUAACUGCUAAAAUAUGCGUUUACAAAUAUUACUCCUAAUAGGAGCAGCGUGGGCGGAUGUCUUGCCCAAUGGCUGUCCACGAGAUUUCAGCAUCCAUCACCUGCUGAGACACGAAGAUUGCACCAAAUUCUACUCAUGCAGCAAUGGAGUGCCCAUUGAGAUGUCGUGUGCACCUGGAACUGCUUUUGACUUUGAUUUACAGAAAUGUAUCGAAGACACGUCCGGCUGCGCCAAAAACGAUCAUAACUUUAUAGACAGUGGCGGAACGUGUGUUCCCACUUCACACGAGACAGAUUGCACUAAAUUCUAUUCCUGUGAAAAAGGUGUUCAUGUGUUGGCCAGUUGUGACCCAGGUUAUAGGUUUAAUACCGAAACGGGGAAAUGCGAUGCAUCCUCUAAAGUGACAUGCAAUCACAUAAAAAAGCGAUCCAUACAGACGAGAUGUCCCAACGAUGUGAGGAUACAAAUGAACAUUCCACACGAGAGCGACUGUGAUAAAUACUACAGAUGUUUCCAUGGGAAUCGAAUUCUAAUGACCUGUUUUAAUGGGGCGCACUAUAAUCCAAAAACCCAGAGUUGUGACACGCCGGAGAAUGCUGGUUGCGCUGACGAGGCAAUAAUUGAGGAUUGUCCAGCGAACACCUAUAUCCCAAUUUUCUUACCUCAUGAUACUGACUGUAACAAGUAUUAUAGAUGCUUUAGGGGUAACAAACAAGUCCAGAGGUGUGGUCAUGGUCAGCAUUUUAAUCCGAAAACCCAGCUCUGCGAUACAAUAGCAAACGCUGGCUGCCAAAAGGAAUCGAAGCCGCCAAACGGAUGCUAUAAGGAUGGACUAUUGCUACCGUAUGACCAGUGCGAUAAAUAUUAUGAGUGUGUUCACGGGAAUAAAAUAUUAAUGCCUUGUCAAGCUGGGAUGCACUUUAGUUUCGAUUUGCAGCGAUGUGAUUGGCCAAACAUAGCGAAAUGCGAGUCAACACCAACACCAACAACAACAACGACCACAACAACAACAACGACGACACCAAAACCGGAAUCAACACCCAGACCGGGAUACUUUCCUAACGGAUGUCCUAUAGACUAUAGAAUUGAACAGUUGUUACCACAUCCGGAUUGUACGAAAUUUUAUCAGUGCGUGCAUGGUUUUAAACAAGAAAUGCCAUGUCCAGGAGGAACGCACUUCAGUUUUGAUUUGCAGAGAUGUGAUUGGCCCAGUAUAGCGAAGUGUGUCCCGGGUACGACUACCACAACUCGACGCCCAACAACAACAACUCGCCAACCUUUAACAACUACUCGUCGACCGCCAACAACAAUAACACCUACUACUACUAAAUCACCUAUUAUUACCCCAAGGCCUGGGUAUUACCCAAAUGGGUGUCCAAUAGAUUACAGAAUAGAACAGCUCUUACCUCACUCCGACUGUGGCAAAUACUAUCAAUGCGUACACGGUUUUAAACAAGAAAUGCCAUGUCCAGGAGGAACACACUUCAGUUUUGAACUUCAGAGAUGUGAUUGGCCAAAUAUUGCUAAUUGCAAGCCUGGAGCUUCAACUUCGCCAACAACAACAACUUCUACAACGCCCAGUAUAAUAACAUCAACGCCAAGACCAACUGCAACGACGCCUAGCGCAACAACGUCAAAGCCCGAAUAUUUACCAAAUGGUUGUCCGAAGGACUUUUCUGUCCAUUUGUUGUUACCACAUGAGUACGAUUGCACGAAAUUCUAUUAUUGCAAUUUUGGAGAGAAGGUUGAGCGGCAAUGUAAUUCGAAUUUAUACUUCGAUCCAAUUUUACAGGUAUGUAACUGGCCAUCAGCAGUUGAUUGUACCCCAAGCACUCCUCCUCAAAGUACAACCAUAAAAGACCUGGAAACAACAAACUCUGAGGUAACCACUCCAGCCGCUAGUACUCCUGACAUCACAGUAAGUCCAGAAGUGUCUACACCGGGGCCAAUUACCACUGAAGCAACAACCCCAGAAGCUACUACACCAGAGGCUACCACGGCUGAAGAUAUAACAUUAGAGCCUACUACGCCUGAAGCAACAACAUCAGAGGUUACCACGCCUGAAGACACAACAUUGGAGCCUACUACGCCUGAAGCAACAACAACAGAGGCUACCACGCCUCAAGCAUCUACACCAGAAGCUACCACUCCUGAAGACACCACAUUACAACCUACUACGCCUGAAGCAACUACACCUGAGGCUACCACGGCUGGUGAAACAACAUUAGAGCCUACUACACCAGAGGCUACCACGCCUGAAGACACAACAUUAGAGCCUACUACGCCUGAAGCAACAACAUCAGAGGUUACCACGCCUGAAGACACAACAUUAGAGCCUACUACGCCUGAAGCAACAACACCAGAGGCUACCUCGCCUCAAGUAUCUACACCAGAAGCUACCACUUCUGAAGACACCACAUUACAACCUACUUCGCCUGAAGCUACCACGGCUGAAGACACAACAUUAGAGCCUACUACGCCUGAAGCAACAACAUCAGAGGUUACCACGCCUGAAGACAUAACAUUAGAGCCUACUACGCCUGAAGCAACAACACCAGAGGCUACCACGCCUCAAGCAUCUACAUCAGAAGCUACCACUCCUGAAGACACCACAUUACAACCUUCUUCGCCUGAAGCUACCACGGUUGAAGACACAUCAUUCGAGCCUACUACGCCUGAAGCAACUACACCUGAGGCUACCACGGCUGGUGAAACAACAUUAGAGCCUACUACACCAGAGGCUACCACGCCUGAAGACACAAACUUAGAGCCUACUACGUCUGAAGCAACAACAGCAGAGGCUACCACGCCUGAAGAUACAACAUUAGAGCCUACUACACCAGAGGCUACUACGGCUGAAGACACAACAUUAGAGCCUACUAAACCAGAGGCUACUACGGCUGAAGAUACAACAUUAGAGCCUACUACACCAGAGGCUAUUACGGCUGAAAACACAACAUUAGAGCCUACUACACCAGAGGCUACUACGGCUGAAUACACAACAUUAGAGCCUACUACGCCUGUAAUAACUACGCCUGAGGCUUCCACGGCCCAAGACACAACAUUAGAGCCUACUACACCAGAGGCUACUACGGCUGAAGACACAACAUUAGAGCCUACUACACCAGAGGCUACUACGGCUGAAGACACAACAUUAGAGCCUACUACACCAGAGGCUACUACGGCUGAAGACACAACAUUAGAGCCUACUACACCGGAGGCUACUACGGCUGAAGACACAACAUUAGAGCCUACUACACCAGAGGCUACUACGGCUGAAGACACAACAUUAGAGCCUACUACACCAGAGGCUACUACGGCUGAAUACACAACAUUAGAGCCUACUACGCCUGUAAUAACUACGCCUGAGGCUUCCACGGCCCAAGACACAACAUUAGAGCCUACUACACCAGAGGCUACUACGGCUGAAGACACAACAUUAGAGCCUACUACACCAGAGGCUACUACGGCUGAAGACACAACAUUAGAGCCUACUACACCAGAGGCUACUACGGCUGAAGACACAACAUUAGAGCCUACUACACCGGAGGCUACUACGGCUGAAGACACAACAUUAGAGCCUACUACACCAGAGGCUACUACGGCUGAAGACACAACAUUAGAGCCUACUACACCAGAAGCUACUACGGCUGAAGACACAACAUUAGAGCCUACUACACCAGAGGCUACUACGGCUGAAGACACAACAUUAGAGCCUACUACACCAGAGGCUACUACGGCUGAAGACACAACAUUAGAGCCUACUACACCAGAGGCUACUACGGCUGAAGACACAACAUUAGAGCCUACUACACCAGAGGCUACUACGGCUGAAGACACAACAUUAGAGCCUACUACACCAGAGGCUACUACGGCUGAAGACACAACAUUAGAGCCUACUACACCGGAGGCUACUACGGCUGAAGACACAACAUUAGAGCCUACUACACCAGAGGCUACUACGGCUGAAGACACAACAUUAGAGCCUACUACACCAGAGGCUACUACGGCUGAAUACACAACAUUAGAGCCUACUACGCCUGUAAUAACUACGCCUGAGGCUUCCACGGCCCAAGACACAACAUUAGAGCCUACUACACCAGAGGCUACUACGGCUGAAGACACAACAUUAGAGCCUACUACACCAGAGGCUACUACGGCUGAAGACACAACAUUAGAGCCUACUACACCAGAGGCUACUACGGCUGAAGACACAACAUUAGAGCCUACUACACCGGAGGCUACUACGGCUGAAGACACAACAUUAGAGCCUACUACACCAGAGGCUACUACGGCUGAAGACACAACAUUAGAGCCUACUACACCAGAAGCUACUACGGCUGAAGACACAACAUUAGAGCCUACUACACCAGAGGCUACUACGGCUGAAGACACAACAUUAGAGCCUACUACACCAGAGGCUACUACGGCUGAAGACACAACAUUAGAGCCUACUACACCAGAGGCUACUACGGCUGAAGACACAACAUUAGAGCCUACUACACCAGAGGCUACUACGGCUGAAGACACAACAUUAGAGCCUACUACACCAGAGGCUACUACGGCUGAAGACACAACAUUAGAGCCUACUACACCAGAGGCUACUACGGCUGAAGACACAACAUUAGAGCCUACUACACCAGAGGCUACUACGGCUGAAGACACAACAUUAGAGCCUACUACGCCUGAAAUAACUACGCCUGAGGCUUCCACGGCCCAAGACACAACAUUCGAGCCUACUACACCAGAGGCUACUACGGCUGAAGACACAACAUUAGAGCCUACUACACCAGAGGCUACUACGGCUGAAGACACAACAUUAGAGCCUACUACACCGGAGGCUACUACGGCUGAAGACACAACAUUAGAGCCUACUACACCAGAGGCUACUACGGCUGAAGACACAACAUUAGAGCCUACUACACCAGAGUUUACUACGGCUGAAGAUACAACAUUAGAGCCUACUACACCAGAGGCUACUACGGCUGAAGACACAACAUUAGAGCCUACUACACCAGAGGCUACUACGGCUGAAGACACAACAUUAGAGCCUACUACACCAGAGGCUACUACGGCUGAAGACACAACAUUAGAGCCUACUACGCCUGAAAUAACUACGCCUGAGGCUUCCACGGCCCAAGACACAACAUUCGAGCCUACUACACCAGAGGCUACUACGGCUGAAGACACAACAUUAGAGCCUACUACACCAGAGGCUACUACGGCUGAAGACACAACAUUAGAGCCUACUACACCAGAGGCUACUACGGCUGAAGACACAACAUUAGAGCCUACUUCGCCUGAAGUAACUACACCGAAGGCUUCAACGCCCAUGGCUACUACUACAGGAGGUCCUGAUGGAUUUUCACCAAACGUAACGACACCAAGUUCCCCAUCUACUCCUAAACCAAUAUGUCCUCCAGGCGUAUUUGGCAAUGUUCCACAUCCCGUUUUGUGUGACUAUUAUUACAAUUGUAUUGGAGGAAUGGAGGUCUUGCUGAGAUGUUUAGAAGGCUUUGAGUACGAUCACAGUGUUCGGGGCUGCACACGUAUUUCCGAAAAUGGAUGUUUUGCAAGAAUAAAUGAUACAACAACAACAACAGAUUAUAACAUUGAAUCAACAACAUACAGAGAGAAUAUUUGUCCACCAGAUUUCUCAGGCAAUUUGCCACACUCAACACUUUGCAGUAAAUAUUAUCUUUGUGAAGAGGGUACAGCGAUACUGAAGAACUGCGCGAAGGGAUUCGAGUACGAUGCAGUAAUUAUGGAUUGUGUUCCAAUAUCAGACACCGGUUGUUACGCACAGCAAGGUCUAACAACAACAACAGAUAACAACAGAUUACCCGAGCUAUCAACUUACAAGAACGAUGAAGAGGAAUAUAUAUGUCCACCAAUGUUUUCUGGAAAUAUCGAACAUCCAACUUUGUGUGAUUCGUAUUACACUUGUUUCGCUGGAAUGGAGUUUUUGAUGAAUUGUUCUCAUGGAUUUGAGUUCGACCCAGUUGUUAAGAAUUGCGUGCGAAUCUCGAGCACUGGUUGUUUCGCAAGACGAUACAACUUAACAACACCAACAACGACACCAACAUCACCAACAACCGAAAACAACGAAGACAAACCAAUAUGUCCACCGAACUUCUCAGGAAAUGUACCUCAUAAAACGAAAUGCGAUUUUUACUAUACCUGCUUUAGCGGUUCGGAGUUUUUGAUGCAGUGUCCCAACGGAUUUGAAUUUAAUCCUAAUACAAAAGACUGUGUUCGAAUAUCGGAGACCGGUUGUUUCGCACAACAAGGCUUAGCAACAACAACAGAAACCAACAGAUUACCCGAGUUAUCAACUUACAAGAACGACGAAGAGGAUUUUAUAUGCCCACCAAUGUUUUCUGGAAAUAUCGAACAUCCAACUUUGUGUGAUUCGUAUUACACUUGUUUCGCUGGAAUGGAGUUUUUGAUGAAUUGUUCUCAUGGAUUUGAGUUCGACCCAAUUGUUAAGAAUUGCGUCCGAAUCUCGAACACUGGUUGUUUCGCAGCACGAUAUAACUUAACAACAACAACAACGACGACGACCACGACUCGAACUACAACAACAACCGAAAACAACGAAGACAAAUCAAUAUGUCCACCGAACUUCUCAGGAAAUAUACCCCACAAAACGAAAUGCGAUUCAUACUAUACCUGCUUUAGUGGUUCGGAGUUUUUGAUGCAGUGUCCCAACGGAUUUGAAUUUAAUCCUAAUACAAAAGACUGUGUUCGAAUAUCGGAGACCGGUUGUUUUGCACAGCAAGCAACAACGGAUAACAAUAUAUUACCCGAGCUAACAACUUACAAAAAUGACGAAGAGGACUAUAUAAUAUGUCCACCAAUGUUUUCUGGAAAUAUCGAACAUCCAACUUUGUGUGAUUCGUAUUACACUUGUUUCGCUGGAAUGGAGUUUUUGAUGAAUUGUUCUCAUGGAUUUGAGUUCGACCCAGUUGUUAAGAAUUGCGUCCGAGUUUCGAAGACUGGUUGUUUUGCAACACGAUACAACUUAACAACAACAACGACUACGACAUCAACAACAACCGAAAACAACAAAGUCAGUCAAAUAUGUCCACCGGCUUUCUCAGGAAAUGUUCCCCACAAGAUGAAAUGCGAUUAUUACUAUACUUGCUUUAGUGGUUCGGAGUUUUUGAUGCAGUGUCCCAACGGAUUUGAAUUUGAUCCCAAAAACAACGAAUGUGUAAGGAUAUCGCCGAGUGGAUGUUUUGCGCGACAAAAUGAUCCAGAAAACAUCUGCACGCCAGGUGAAUCAGGUCACGUGCCACACCCAGAACUGUGUGACACGUUCUACCUUUGUGCCAUGGGUGAACCUUUGAGGCUACACUGCAGCAAAGGAUUUGAAUUCUCUGUAGAAAGUGGGCAGUGCGUGGCGAUUUCUGAUGAUGGAUGCUUUGCGAAAGGAAUGCGUGCGAAUUUCGCAGCACAGCUGCACAGCUCGCAAGAAGGCAAGGGAAAAGUCUUCAAAUAGCAAUUACAGUGGUCUCUGGAUUAUCUAAAGUGACAUUUAUUGACCUGGGAAUGCCGAAAUAAACUUGUAUUAUCUAAUUAA